Symbiodinium necroappetens is the source of this 1005-nucleotide messenger RNA. NCBI's taxonomy places the organism in Eukaryota, Dinophyceae, Suessiales, Symbiodiniaceae. The record is from the annotation of a GenBank genome assembly.
AUGGAGGCGGUUGUUGUUGACUGCUGCGAGUCGCCGCCGGCGAAGCGCCCCAGGACCGCCAUAUGGAAGCUGGAGCCGUCGAGAACGGUAAUAGACUUGGAUCUUGAGCCCGGACUUCGAGCUUUGCCGGGAGAGACAGACGAGGCCUUUGCGAGCCGUUUGCAAAAUCUUGCGCAAGAGGAGGCGGAGUUGGAACAUCGCCGAUUGGCAGACGACUCUGCUCUUGCUCACAGCUUGCACCAAGCCUGGCUUCAGGAAAGCGAGCAGACGCACAGCACGCAUUUUCGCCACGCUGUGGGAAGGACUGCAGCCUCGACGCUUGUUGGGCUCCCUCCAUGGGCACAGCCCCUGAUCCCUGAAGUGGACGAGUUGUCUUCACACAGACUUAAUCUGCAAGAUGUGGACAUUCUUGGCACGAACCGCGAGCCCUUUCUUCAUCUUCGAAACGUUGAUGGGCAGCAAGGCCUUCUGCUUGCUGGGCGUGUGCUCAACGAGCUUCGUUGUCAAGGUCUGCGCCUCCUUUUACCAGAGGGCCGAGUCCGGAACGGCAUCGUUGUCCGGAGGCAUGCGGAGCGUCGUUCAGUGGACCCGUGGAGUACUGGAAUAAGAGUUCUGCAUGACCUUGCCGAGACCAUUCGCCUCGAUCUUUGUCGAGCCUACGCCGCGCAGGUCCCGGAGUUGCGCCGUCCACAUAGGGGCUGGAGCGACACAGAGGUGAUGGUGUCUGGUCCAAAGUUUAAGCUGAAUCGCCACACAGACCUCCAACCUGCAGGGUCGCUGCUCUUCAUUUUCAGCAUUGGUCUUGCCAGCAACAGCCAAGCAUGGCCUGGAGGUGUGCUUAAGGAGGCAUGUCUGCAGAGCGGUGACCUCAUGAUCCUGGACGGUCGGCGCACUGCUCAUGCCGUGCCACGGCUGGUGCCUCGCAGCAGUCCCUUCCCAAAGUGUCCAUGGCUUGCCAAUCGCCGGCUCGUCGUUCUAGUGCGGGAGCGUCCUGCUAGCAGCUAG